AUGAGCAACAGAUUCCUGGGCACCUGGAAGCUUGUCUCCAGUGAGAACUUCGAUGAAUACAUGAAAGCUCUGGGUGUGGGGUUAGCCACCAGAAAACUGGGAAAUUUGGCCAAACCCACUGUGAUCAUCAGCAAGAAAGGAGAUAUUAUAACCAUCAGAACUGAAAGUACCUUUAAAAAUACAGAGAUCUCCUUCAAGCUAGGCCAAGAAUUUGAAGAAACCACAGCUGACAAUAGGAAAACAAAGAGCGUUGUGACCUUGACAAGAGGCUCGUUGAAUCAAGUUCAGAAAUGGGAUGACAAAGAGACAACAAUAAAGAGGAAGUUGGUGGAUGGGAAAAUGGUAGCGGAAUGUAAGAUGAAGGAUGUGGUCUGCACCAGAAUUUACGAGAAGGUCUGA
Diceros bicornis minor is the source of this 399-nucleotide messenger RNA. RefSeq names its product myelin P2 protein. The record is from RefSeq and is a predicted model, not a curated record. Gene Ontology annotation, cellular component: nucleus; myelin sheath; cytosol. The coding region runs from base 1 to 399 and encodes 132 amino acids. Gene Ontology annotation, molecular function: fatty acid binding. Gene Ontology annotation, biological process: membrane organization; fatty acid transport. The transcript has 4 exons. NCBI's taxonomy places the organism in Eukaryota, Metazoa, Chordata, Mammalia, Perissodactyla, Rhinocerotidae.